AUGGACGGCGGAGGAUUUGCAUGGAGGUUGGAUACAGAAGCAGCGCUCUCCUUGGGGCGGUAGGUAAAUUACGUAAUAUCAACUCAAUCCAAAGGGUAAAGAAGUAAAUCUACAACCCAGCCACUAAUAAUUCUGCCACCUUGCGCUUGUGUACGUACAGAGAACAUGCACACUGCAUGCUUUUUCUCUGUCAGAACAAAAUUGUAAAUAUUUUUAGUUAGAAUUUUCUAUUUUACUGUGUGUUUUUUUUUUUUUAAAAAAAGGUGGUUUGGGUGGUGGCUAAGUGAUUUACUUAUGCUAGUUGUGUUGGCAACUCUUGUUCUUCGGAGGAGAUGUUGGUUAGGGAUAUUUGUUAAAAUACAGUUUUAUUACUACUAGGUGGGUACUCUUUUGAACCAUGGAAACAGAUCCAUGAUCGUGUAACUAAUCUGACCUGGGCUUUAGCGUUCCUGUUUCUUAACAUCUCUUUGAUAUUUUGUUCAAUUGUGGGGUUUAGUUUAUCA
Molecule: messenger RNA, 503 nt
Organism: Capsicum annuum
Lineage: Eukaryota; Viridiplantae; Streptophyta; Magnoliopsida; Solanales; Solanaceae
Source: RefSeq, a predicted model, not a curated record